Anoplopoma fimbria (sablefish) is the source of this 1309-nucleotide messenger RNA. It is a transcript of the gene ebi3, whose product is annotated as Epstein-Barr virus induced 3. NCBI's taxonomy places the organism in Eukaryota, Metazoa, Chordata, Actinopteri, Perciformes, Anoplopomatidae. Gene Ontology annotation, molecular function: protein binding; cytokine receptor activity. The transcript has 6 exons. The record is from RefSeq and is a predicted model, not a curated record. Gene Ontology annotation, cellular component: membrane; external side of plasma membrane. The coding region runs from base 193 to 948 and encodes 251 amino acids. Gene Ontology annotation, biological process: cytokine-mediated signaling pathway.
GGCAGGCUGUAACGCAGUCCCUUAUCUCUGAACUUUGCCAUGUGGAAUGGAGUAGACCAUUACAGAGAGUAACAAAGGAACAACAGGAUAGAGUAGUGAAUAUCUAGCACAAGUGAGGGUUCACUACAGCAUCUAUUUAAGCUUUUUAGACAAACUGCGCUCAGGUCAUAAUUUCUCCAGCCGGAAGCUCUGAUGGCUGUGACGGUCGGCAGUGUGUGCGUCACUUUGACUCUCCUUGUGUGUGUUCUUGGAGGCCAAGCUCUGGACCUGCUGAGGGUGACUGCAACAUCAGGGAAUCCUCCCUCCACUCCCAAAGUGCAUUGUCGGUGUGCGAGCUACCCGAACGUGACUUUUUGCUCCUGGCCUGAACCGUCUCGAUCUCCACCAACACAAUACAUUGCCACCUACAGUGAGAGACACAGACAGCUGGUCACCAAGCCGUGCCAACUCAUCCAACCCGGCCUUGCUUCCUCUGAUCUGACUUCAGCAUCGUCACCAUCAUCUGAGCGGCUCUGGCACUGCCAACUGCCCAACCUGAAGUUUCUCACUGACUACAUCAUCAAUGUCACAGCUGUUUCUUCUGAUGGAAGCAGCUCCCAUUUAUCAAGUUUCAUGUUGGAGGAUAUAGUGAAACCAGAUCCCCCCGUAGACGUCCAGGUUUCCCCUCAGGGUACCAGAAACUUGAUGGUGGAAUGGUCACAUCCCCCCACUUGGGCUAACCUGGACAUCUUCCCCCUAAAAUACCAGAUACUGUACAAGUGGGAACACAGGGGCACCCCGAAGUCUGUCAAUCUGGGUCCAUUUGAGAGCACCAACAUUGAACUGAACGGGCUGACCGCAGGGAGGACCUACCUGUUCCAGGUGUGUGCUAAGGAGCUGCUGGGUCUGGGCGAGUGCAGCCGCUGGAGCUCACCUGUGAAAUACACCAUACUGAGAGCGAAAUCGUAGAGGCUCCCUCUCACUUCCUGAUUUAUUUAACCCUCUCCUUUCAAGCCAGAAGUAAAGAAAAUUGCAGAACCACACACAGGUUUAAUCUUUAACUGCAUAAGCAAUGCAAGCAACAGUUAUUAAUAUUUUAUUUUGUUUUAUUUAUUUAUUUGUUUAUUUUAUAUUAUAAUAUUCUUUUGUAUUGUUUUGUUAUACUGUUGGUUUGAGUCUUUGGAGCUAAUGAUAAUAUAGAAACCAUUCUGUAAAACACUGUGAUAGAUGGUCAAGGUGUAUGAUCAGUUUUACAUAAUGAGCCCUACCCAAACAUUGUACCAUAUUUUAGUCAUUGUGUGACUUAUUUGUUAAAAAAUUGAAUAAAAAC